GGAAAGUUGCACCCGUGGAAAGUUACUGGCUGUGGUAAUGUCUGAGCAUCAACAAAUACAAGUGAGAUCACCCAUUAUUUGCCCUAUCACCAAGCACAUCAGCUCAGCACAGCCUACCCUCCAUUGUGUGCAAGUUAAUCUUCUGCAUGUGGCUGUGUGAUUCACCCGACGGUAUAUGAGAGCCUGCAGUGUGGGCACCUUCUGCAAUUCCGAAGUGGGAGAGAAGAUGGCAUUGAGGUUUGAAGCAUCGUGUCCACAGGGGAUCUGUCCUGGAUGGAGUGUGAUUGUAAAGGGCGAGACGAGCUCCAGUGAAAAUGACUUUGAAAUCAACUUCCUCACCGAUUCAGGAGACCAGAUCGCUUUCCAUUUCAAUCCUCGUUUUGCAGAGGGCACCGUCAUCUGCAACUCCUUUUUGUCAAGUCACUGGGGACAGGAGGAACGAACCGACACUUUCCCUUUGGAAGCUAAUGAGCCUUUCCAGAUUGAAAUCUACUCAGACAGGGAACAUUUCCAGGUGUUCAUAGAUGACAGCAAGAUCAUUCAGUAUCGUCACCGAGUGAAGCACUUCUCUGGCAUAACCAAACUGCAGAUCCUGAAUGACAUUAACAUUUCCGCUGUGGAGAUCUCUAGGCGUGACAUGUAUGAGUAG
Nanorana parkeri is the source of this 649-nucleotide messenger RNA. It is a transcript of the gene GRIFIN, whose product is annotated as galectin-related inter-fiber protein. NCBI's taxonomy places the organism in Eukaryota, Metazoa, Chordata, Amphibia, Anura, Dicroglossidae. The record is from RefSeq and is a predicted model, not a curated record. Gene Ontology annotation, molecular function: carbohydrate binding. The transcript is spliced from 4 exons. Bases 176 to 649 code for a protein of 157 amino acids.